UCGAGGAUUUGGAUUUUGCCUUUCGCAGCACAAAAAAGAAGAAAAAUCUCAAAUCUCACACAUAUAGUAGAAAAAAAGCGCAGCAGUGAAAAUGAUAUGGGGAUAAUGUGGUAAAAGGAAAACGCGAAAUAUGGCAAGGGUUCGCGUGCAAGAAAUAUAAUAGUAUCCAGGAUGCAUUAUUGUUAAUCAAUUUUUGAAAAGCUUCGAGUGAAUUUCACGGAAAUCAAUGUAAAAUCAAAGCAAAACAAUUUUCGCAAAAACACGCUCGGAGAAACGCGAGGAGAAAAAUAUUUUUAGUGGCAAGCAAAAAUUUGUAUGUACUCGUUGCUCCUAAAUACAUACAUACAUACAUACAGACUGUGUGAUUGCUGCUGCCUGCUGAUGAUGUUUCUACUGUCAGUGUAGAACGGUGGGAGUGUGUGGGAUUGUGUGUUUUCGUGAGUGUGUGUUUGUGUGUGUGUGUGCUUGUUAAAAUAUGAACGGAAGCGCACACGAAAAAAAUGAUAGAUACCUUAACGCUAACCAACACCAACAACGACAAGAUUAAAAGGAACUGUGUUGAACAAAUGGCUGCAUUGUGAUGAUAAACAUGCGACCAAAUCUAUAAUGAAGAACAAAUCUAGAACCAAGUGCAAUUAAAGGCUAGCAGAAGUGCCAUACAAUAACGACCACAGGUAUCAGUGCUGUCAACAACAGCAACAAAGCAUACAUAAACAUACAUUCAUAUACAAAAGUAGCGAGCGAAUGAACAUAGAACGGGGGAAAAAUCACGCAUACGCCCCACCAGCCAGCCGACCAAUAAACCAAGCAAAUCGACCGACCGAUCGACCGACCUCGCGACCUCGCCGCGCCUUCCACUGUUAAACAAAACGUUCCACUAUGCCAAAUGCGUGUUAAUGUGUAUGGUGUGUGUGUACGCGCAAGUGUUUGUGUAAUGACUAGCCACAAGAAAUAAAUAAAAUUAAACUAAAAGCAGAAGCUUCCAAUUUCGUAACGCUGAUAAAAAAAAAUGUGCGCGAUUACUGUAGAGUCCAAAAAAGCGCUGGCCAACUCAAAUUUGUGGUUGUUUAUCAAUCGCUGCAUUACAAACUAAUUCAACAUCAACAAUAAUAAAAUAUGUAAAUGGUGGCGCUGCUUUCACCAACAAACACAGCCCGCACCACACCUGCCCACGCUCAAUCUAUCUAGCUAUCCAGGCUAAGCAGGCAGGUUGUCCAGAAGGAGGUGAGAAGAGCGCGAAUUUAGUGGCAUACCAUGUCGUGACAAGCAACAACAACGACAACAACAGCAACAGCAGCAACAACAACAACAAUACACAUUAAUGUACAUUCUUAUUUUCUUUGAUAAUUGUGCUAGAAUAUAAUCAAAGUUUUGCGCAUGCAACAACAGGAACAGCAGCAACAACAACAAAAAAUAGCUCUAUACUACAAAGCACAUGUACAAGUAAAACAAAAAAACAAAAAAUAAUAAUAGUACAGUAAAAUUCCUAAAGAAAAAAACGAAAAUCAAGAGCAUCAAUUGAGCGGAAAAGUCAUUGAGUAUUCAAUAAAAAAAUUUAGUGAAAAACAUAAAUACGUAACGGUGGUGCUCUUCUCUAGAGAGCGCGCAAGGGCGCCAACUGCUGCCUGACUGCUCUGCCCAAUUGCCAUUGUUGUUGUCGUUGUUGUCAAGAGUGGGAGUGGAAGUAGAAGUGAGAGUGGAAGUAGACGAGAGAGCGGCAGUGCGAGAGUGGGAGCAGGGCAACGGUAGGUCAGUGGCAGUCGAAGAAGCAGCAGCAGGCAGCAACGACGACGCCAACGACCACGCGCCGCCAAUUGGCGCUGCGUCAACUUCAACAUUGAAAGGGCAGCAUGUCCUGCAUCGUUUCUGAGCUACCAACUGGUUGUCGGCUGCGCGGCAUGACUGCCUCCUCACAAAGCACUGCUAGCAACGGCGCCAAUAGCGGCAAUGGCAAUGGUAACGGUAACGGGAACGGUGGUAAUCCCGGCGGCGCAUCUGGAGCAGCAGGUACGAACAGUGGAAGUGGUGGGGGCAAGCACGGUGCAAAUAGUCCAAUCGGCACAACUACAACGUUACCUGGUGGUGCAUCGAAUGUGCUGCAGGAAUCGAAUGCCCCGCUCCAGCGUCCGCAAUCACAGAAGCCGUGCUGUUUUUGCUGGUGCUGCUGCUGUUCCUGUUCCUGGGCUAAAUGUCUUGCCAUCAAAAAUGCCGAUGAAAAUGCGCCGACCAAACGUGAUCUCGUUAGUGCUGAAUUCUUAGAAGGCGACCAGCCCACUUUAGAAGAGAUAAGAAGCUGGGGCAAGAGCUUUGACAAACUAAUGAAAAAUUCAAAUGGACGCAAAGUCUUCCGUGACUUUCUGCGGAGUGAAUUUAGCGAGGAGAACAUACUUUUUUGGUUAGCCUGUGAAGAUCUCAAAAAGGAGAAUAGUGCCGAAGUGGUGGAGGAGAAGGCGCGCUUGAUAUAUGAGGAUUAUAUAUCGAUACUGUCGCCUCGUGAGGUGUCCCUGGACUCGCGCGUGCGUGAGAUUGUGAAUCGGAAUAUGAUUGAACCAACGACGCACACCUUCGACGAAGCUCAAAUACAAAUUUAUACACUAAUGCACAGAGACUCAUAUCCGAGAUUCCUAAACUCUCAAAAGUUCAAGACACUCGCUCAAUUGCAAGACAAUUCGAAUGCUGGUUCCAAGGCGGACAGUCCGACUUAGAUUUUAUAUAUUUUAUGAAUAACUGUAUUAUUUUAUUAUUUAGAGCUAUUUCAUAGCUGCAUAGCAUUGAUUAUCUUCUCAGAGCUACGCAAGUAGUACGGGAGUAUGUUUUAUGUUUUGUUCUCAUUUGUGAUCGUUAGAGCGCUGCUGCAGUUGACUAAGCAAUAUGACUUAAUACCUCUUUUCCAUUUUGAUUGCGUUUCGUGAACUUAGUACAAUACAAAUACAAAUACCAAUAGCAAGAGGAGAGUAAUUAGUUAUUGAUUAGCAGCAACCCAUAAAUAAACAUUAGUCGAUAUGCGUUAUGUGAAACGGAUUCCUUCUUUACUAUGUUCUAGUCGUUAACAAGGCUUAGGAAAACCAAAGAGUAAUGUACUUAACUAGAAGAUUUAUAUUUAACAAAAUAAAACAAAACAAAAUUAGUUGAUAAACACAAAA
Scaptodrosophila lebanonensis is the source of this 3143-nucleotide messenger RNA. RefSeq names its product regulator of G-protein signaling 17 (gene Dhit). The record is from RefSeq and is a predicted model, not a curated record. NCBI's taxonomy places the organism in Eukaryota, Metazoa, Arthropoda, Insecta, Diptera, Drosophilidae. The transcript is spliced from 7 exons. Bases 1851 to 2705 code for a protein of 284 amino acids.